Molecule: messenger RNA, 1578 nt
Organism: Lichtheimia ornata
Lineage: Eukaryota; Fungi; Mucoromycota; Mucoromycetes; Mucorales; Lichtheimiaceae
Exons: 10
Coding region: 1-1578 (525 amino acids)
Molecular function (GO): oxidoreductase activity, acting on paired donors, with incorporation or reduction of molecular oxygen; iron ion binding; monooxygenase activity
Source: RefSeq, a predicted model, not a curated record
AUGGAACGCUUAGUGAACUUGUACAGCGAUUUAUCAACGCAACUUGUAUUAAAAGGUCCUCUCGGUCGACAACAAAAGAUUUCGAUUGCUGCAGCUGUCUCGUUGGUGGUUCUCUAUUUGGCUCGUAAAGCUGUGACACCACCAGCUCGUCUUCGACAUCUACCCUAUGUUGGCCUUUUCACGUUCUUGAAUGCAUUCAUGCGACGUAAAUUGAUGAGUGAUAUCUCUUCGAAUGUUACAUUACCAGCCGCCAUGAAAUCUUCCAGCGGUCUCUAUACACGUUUUGACCAAAAUGGGUGGAGUGUUCAUAUCACACGUCCAGAGUCAGCAAAAAAGUUUUUGCUCAAAACAGACAUAUUUGCCAAGGCAGAUAUUGGGGGAGUAAGAGGCACCACCCUCUUUGGAAAAUUUCUUUUCCAGCGAAACAUCCUAAUGCUUAAUGGGCAUGAAUGGAAAGCACAGCGCAAAGUUGCCAACCCUGCAUUUCAUCGAUCCAUGCCUGUGGAGUUGUUUGCAAAAUUAGCUCAAAAGACAAUCAAUGUCAUGGAUCGUGCUGAAAGCGAGACUAUCAAUUUCCAUCAAAUGACUGAACGCUUUGCUCUUGACGUUAUUGGAUUAGCUGGAUUUGACUUUGACUUCCAUGCCAUUGAGGAUCCAAAGUCGGAAUGGGUGGUCCGUUAUCGUGACAUCAUGGAAGCAACACUCAACCCUUGGUUUGUUAUAUUUUACAACCUGGAUAUGAAGUACCUGUUCCUUUUCCCAGGUCGGAAGAGAAUGCAUCGUGAAUUGGAUAUCUUCCUUGGCAUGAUGGAUGAAGUCAUUGCUCACAAGCGCCAAGUCCUCAAGGACCAGCAAUCCAAAGUACCCGAAUCUGAACGCGAUCUUCUUACUCUUAUGAUUGAAGCAGAGAAUAGCGGCGAAGGUGCCAUGACAAACGAGGAGCUAAGAAACAACUUGUGUCUCUUUUUCCUUGCUGGCCACGACACCACUGCAAAUGCUUUAGCCUAUGCUGUAUACCACUUGGCCAAAAAUCCCGAUAUGCAACGUAAAGCACGAGAAGAAGCAAUCAAAGUAUUGGGCGAUGAACCACAAGAUGUUUUCCCCACACUUGAACAAACGCGUGAAUUCCCAUACAUUAACAUGAUCAUCAAGGAGACAUUACGUAUCACUCCUCCAGUAGCCGCCAUUGUAUCACGUGAAACGACCCAAGACACUGAAUUGGAAGGCCAAUUUAUCCCAAAAGGAACAAAAACGACCGUUGACAUUUACGAGCUGCAACACAAUCCCACUGUGUGGAAGGAUCCUGAGACAUUCAGGCCCGAGAGAUUCGAACCUGGUGGUGAAGCAGAAGAACUUGCAGGAUCGGGCAUGUCGUGGAUUCCCUUCUCCAACGGACAAAGACAAUGCAUAGGCAUGAAUUUCUCCUUGGCAGAGCAGCGAGUGUUCUUGCCCAUGCUGUUAAGAAAAUACGAAUGGGAGCUACCCAAGGAUUCGAUCCACAAAGACAAGAUUCAGACUGUUGGCACUGGUCUUGUAAAGCCCAAGGAGCUCAUGCUUACUUUCAAGAAGCGAUAUUGA